CCAUUGUCAUCAAUAAUAAUACUAUAUAUAUAUAAGAGUGGAUGGAUGAGCAGUGUUUGUUUGUUUGUUGUUGUUGUUGUUGCCUUUUAACAGUACGAAGUGUAGAGUGACGAACGCGCUCACGUUGGCUGCUAAUGAGAUGUGCUGACGUCACAGCUUGUGGGCAGGAGGAAAGAGAGAGAGAGAGAGAGUGAGAGAGAGAGAGAGAGCAGAGCAGCCAGCAGGGGGAAAGAAGAGGCACCAGGCGCACACAGGGAGAGAAAAAGUUGGCGAAAAGGAGCUGGAGCUGGAGCAGCUCGCGCUGUGACUCGGUUUCUAUGCGCGAGGAGCGUUCUGGGGAGGCUUCGAGCUUCGUGCCGGAGUAGGAGCGACCCGAGGAGACGAGAAAGAGAGAGAGAGAGCGAGAGAGAGAGAGAGAGAGAGAGAGAGAGAGGAGAGGAGAGAGUGGAGAGAGACAGACACACACAGAGAUGGAGCUGUACUGCCUCGAGGCAGACUCUGUGAUCAGAGCCCGUCCAGACCCGAACCUGCUGGCCGACGACAGGGUCCUGCAGAGCCUGCUGACCAUCGAGGAGCGCUUUCUGCCCCAGUGCUCGUACUUCAAAUGCGUGCAGAAGGACAUCCAGCCCUUCAUGCGGAGGAUGGUGGCCACCUGGAUGCUGGAGGUCUGUGAGGAGCAGAAGUGCGAGGAGGAGGUCUUCCCUCUGGCCAUGAACUACCUGGAUCGUUUCCUGUCUGUGGUUCCGACCCGAAAGUGUCACCUGCAGCUGCUGGGCGCCGUCUGCAUGUUUCUGGCCUCCAAGCUAAAGGAGACUCGGCCGCUCACUGCGGAAAAGCUCUGCAUCUACACCGACAACUCCAUCAGACCACAGGAGCUGCUGGAAUGGGAGCUGGUGGUGCUGGGGAAGUUGAAGUGGAACCUGGCUGCCGUCACUCCGAACGACUUCAUCGAACACAUUGUGAAGAAGCUGCCCCUGCCUGAGGAUAAGCUGGACCUGAUCCGCAAGCAUGUGCAGACCUUCAUCGCCUUGUGCGCAACAGAUUUCAACUUUGCCAUGUACCCUCCAUCCAUGAUCGCCACAGGCAGCGUGGGAGCAGCAAUCUGCGGCCUGCAGCUCAACAGCACAGACCGUUCGCUGUGGGGGGACAGUCUUACAGAACUGCUGGCCAAGAUCACAAACACAGAAGUUGACGUGCUGAAGGCGUGUCAGGAGCAGAUUGAGCGUGUGCUGAUGAACAGCCUGAGGGAGGGCCGCCGGCAGCAGCACAAGCAGCAGCAGCAGGAUCAGGGCCCGCGCAACAAAGCCCUGGACGACCAGGACCAGUCCAGCACCCCCACCGACGUACGGGAUGUCAACUUGUGAGCUCGCAGAAGGAGCGGCGCCUGGAUCUGGAUCCGUCUUCUAAAGGAAAAAAAAAAACAACAAAAAACAAAAAUGACAAAAAAACAAACAACCCCAUCAAAAAGUGCUUGCUAGUCUUUGUAGUUUUUUUUAUUCUUUUUUUUUUCAAUGAAAAAAAAAGUUCCCUGUACAUUACGAAAUCAAAGAUAUUUUAGAUACGAAAUAGAUAUUUUUGAAAUGAAUUGAUACUGAUGCAAAAAUCUCUAUGGUGCCUCAGAUUCAGAAGGGAAGCCUGUAGUAUUUUGCAAACUAUUUUUGAUUAUAAACAAAAAGGUGUAUUACAAAAAAAAAGCUGUAGUUUAAAAAGGCUUUUUUAAA
Messenger RNA from Colossoma macropomum (tambaqui), 1721 nucleotides. RefSeq names its product cyclin D2, a (gene ccnd2a). The transcript has 5 exons. Gene Ontology annotation, cellular component: nucleus; cyclin-dependent protein kinase holoenzyme complex; cytoplasm. Gene Ontology annotation, biological process: mitotic cell cycle phase transition; regulation of cyclin-dependent protein serine/threonine kinase activity; positive regulation of G1/S transition of mitotic cell cycle. NCBI's taxonomy places the organism in Eukaryota, Metazoa, Chordata, Actinopteri, Characiformes, Serrasalmidae. The record is from RefSeq and is a predicted model, not a curated record. Gene Ontology annotation, molecular function: cyclin-dependent protein serine/threonine kinase regulator activity. The coding region runs from base 471 to 1364 and encodes 297 amino acids.